Drepanopeziza brunnea f. sp. 'multigermtubi' MB_m1 is the source of this 486-nucleotide messenger RNA. The record is from RefSeq and is a predicted model, not a curated record. Lineage: Eukaryota; Fungi; Ascomycota; Leotiomycetes; Helotiales; Drepanopezizaceae.
AUGGAUUCUAUGUGGUGGCAACAAUAUAAACGCCCCCUUGAGAGGCUUACCCUCCAAACAGGGUGUGGAGGGCGAAGCUUUUACAAGUGGAAGUUUACGAUCACCACGAUCACCACGAUCACCACGAUCACCACGAUCACCACCAUUACUACUGCUGCUGCUGCUGCUGCUGCUGCUGCUGCUGCUACUAGAUCUCGAUCUUCAGCAAGUGACCGCAUGUACAGAGACAUGUUAAUCUCAAAGGCUUCGGGAAGCAGCUUUAUUCGCGACCUUGCGAAGCGAAGGCCAUCGAGAUUGAAGCAAGCACUGAAAAAGCGAGACUGCUAUUACGAGAAGGAUGGUCUACGAACAUACGGUGACGGUGAAGACCAUGAUCAUGAAUCUCCCAUAGCUUUAACUCACAUGAUGUCCUUGAUCGCGAUGGCUUUCCUGUGGACUGGAUCUCAAAUCCCUCUCUAUCUCUUCAGUAAGCUCGGUGGCGCGUAA